AUGACUAGAGAAAAUCAGUUGGAUAUAACAGAAAUGUUCAAACAAGGAGAAAUUGAACAGUUAACUGAUCUAUUGUUGAAUUUCCCCAGUAUACUUAACCAACAGAAUGAAAAUGGUGAUUAUUUAGCCCAUAUUGCUGCACAGUACGGCAGAAGUGAAUUAAUUAUGCUUAUGGCACGUUUAAGCUAUAAUUUUAACAAAUAUUUCAAUUGUCUUGGUUAUCUACCUGUACACACUGCUUGUCAUUAUCAACAAUUCGAUUGUUUAAUAGCUUUAAAACUUAGUGGAGCAGAUUUGAAUGCUAUCACGGAAUCGGAUUUCUUAACACCUUUGCAUAUUGCUUGUAUUACUGGCAAUUUACCGAUAGUGCGUUAUCUUUUACGAGAAAAUGUUCAAUGGAAUGUUGUGGAUUUGUAUGGUCGUACACCAGGAAAGUUGGCUCUAAUCCAUAACAAUUUAUCGGUAGCAGAUGAAAUAUUUAACUAUAGUAGAUCAUAA
Molecule: messenger RNA, 498 nt
Organism: Trichobilharzia szidati
Lineage: Eukaryota; Metazoa; Platyhelminthes; Trematoda; Strigeidida; Schistosomatidae
Source: the annotation of a GenBank genome assembly